Molecule: messenger RNA, 1918 nt
Organism: Ostrinia furnacalis (Asian corn borer)
Lineage: Eukaryota; Metazoa; Arthropoda; Insecta; Lepidoptera; Crambidae
Product: fatty-acid amide hydrolase 2
Exons: 12
Coding region: 106-1671 (521 amino acids)
Cellular component (GO): endomembrane system
Source: RefSeq, a predicted model, not a curated record
ACCGGGUUCGGACGCACGCGAUAGACUUUAUUUUAAGUUAGGAAAAGUGAAUAACUACAGUGAAAUAUUAUUUGGAUAGCUUCCAACUUGUCAGAAGGCAGUACCAUGUGCCGAGUCAUCGUCGUUAUCAUUCAAUUCUUCCGAGGGAUAGUCGACCAUGUCCUGGAGUUCAUAUUUGGCCUCUACUGGGACCGACAGAGGGAGCCAGUGCCAGACCUGGGCAGAGACCAUGCCUGUCUGACUGAAAGUGCUGUAUCCUUGGCGAGGAGGAUAAAGAACGGUGAACUGAAGUCUGAAGACCUCGUACGAGCUGCAAUUGAGAGGAUAAAUCAGGUGAAUCCGAUCUUGAACGCGGUAGUAGGCGAGAGGUACGAAGAUGCGCUGGCUGAGGCGAGAGAAGUGGACCAACGCAUCGCCAUGGGCAUCACCGAUGACUUCUUCGAAAAGCCAUUCUUGGGCGUGCCCUUCACAACGAAGGAGUCUUCGGCAAUCAAGGGCCUGCCGUUAACCUACGGCCUAUGGAGCAGACGGAACCAGCACGCUUCCCAAGACUGCGAAGCGGUGAUCAGGAUGAGGGCUGCGGGAGCCAUCCCUUUGGCCGUCACCAACUUGCCCGAGCUGCUUAUUUGGAACGAAACACGGAACCCCGUGUACGGGACGACGAAUAACCCCCACCACACCGGCCGCUCGCCUGGCGGGUCCAGCGGUGCUGAAGCGGCGCUCAUGGCUUCCUACGCCACACCCAUCAGCUUGAGUUCCGAUGUGGCUGGCUCAACGAGGAUACCAGCAUUUAACUGCGGUUUGUUUGGCUACCACCCCACAGGAGAAUCUACCAAUCUAAGAGGAUUGUUCGACAGAACCGGAUACGAGCCCACGAUGUUUUGCCUCGGUUUCAUCUCGAAGCACGUGGAGGACCUGGCGCCUUUGACGAGGAUCGUGGCUGGGGACAAGCAGAAGAUUCUGAACCUUGACCGACAAACUAAUUUGAAGGAUGUAAAGAUAUUCUACACCGAAUCCUUCGGGGACUGGUGGAUGAGUCCCAUAAGAUCCGACUUGAGAAAUAGCAUGAAUGACGUUAUUUUGAACAUGGAGAAGAAAUGGCCAACUCAAAACAGCCCCAAGCCGUUCUACCACGAGGGCUUCAAUUACGCUACCAAACUUUGGCAAUACUGGAUGGAGAAGGAGCCAGAAGACUACUUCAGCCUUUACAACAAUGGAAACGGCAAACCGUUUAUUCUUUUUGAGUUAAUCAAAAAGAUCACUGGAUUCAGCAGACACACACUGAAUCUGAUAAUUCGUUUGGCGACUCUUCGCUUCUUGCCUUCCGUCAACUCAGAGUGGGCCGAGAAACUGACUAGAGAUUUGAAGAAACACGUCUGCGAUACUCUAGGAGACAACGGUGUACUGCUGCUGCCCAGUGGGCCAAUUCCUUGCCCGUACCACUACAUACCCUACACAGGCCCAUACAACUUCGGCUACUGGGCUAUUGUCAACGUGCUCAAGUGUCCAGCGGUACAGGUACCCCUGGGCACGAACAGCAAAGGUCUCCCUCUAGGAAUCCAGGUGAUGGCCGCGCCAGGCAACGAUGCGUUAUGCCUGGCCGUGGCCAAGUAUUUGGAGCAGGAGUAUGGCGGAGCCAUCAUGGCGUGUAAGGCCAAGGGUAGACUGUAGACUGACAUGAAGAGCAAAACGCACUGAGGCGGUAAGCGAGCUGCGACUUGAGGAAGCAACUGCACAAUCAGUAAAAAAAAUCCCAUCUUCGUUCCCACUACUGCACUCCUGUGCUGUGGAUGGUGUCGUCUGUUCAUGGGUAUAUGCAGUAGGUAUGCACUGCCACGCCUCUGCGUCCCGUUUCUGUGGCAUGAUGCAAAUUAAAAUUGCCGCCUGUGUGUUUUGUGCUUAACACUUACUUAGCCCA